Molecule: messenger RNA, 8421 nt
Organism: Haliotis rubra (blacklip abalone)
Lineage: Eukaryota; Metazoa; Mollusca; Gastropoda; Lepetellida; Haliotidae
Exons: 3
Coding region: 253-2592 (779 amino acids)
Source: RefSeq, a predicted model, not a curated record
GGGGAAACACCCCCCUCGACUGAGCGACUUGAAGCAAUGCUCCUCACCUGGACAACCCGAGCAUAUCAAAAAUAUAGAUGGAAGGGUAGAUGGAACAAUGAUAUCUGAAGUCCAGUACAAAGCCACUGACCACCCUUGUACAGUGUCCACCUGGACAGCUAGGGGUGUCAGCUCAACGCUACCUGUAAUCAAUCACCUGCUUCACCUGUGAACCUACUUCCCUGACAAAUCAGCUGAUUACAUGACGUCACCAUGACCUCAGCGGGUCACGGAGCUGUGUUCGUGUUAACUGUUCUGAUUCAGUCCGCCGUAUAUAUUCAUACAUCUGACGUCACUCCAUCUUGUAAUUACACCCUCACGACCACCCGGGGGGUGAUCCGCUCCCCAAACUACCCCCACCCCUACCCUGGCGGGGUAACAUGCCAGUGGCACAUUACUGUAGGUAAUUAUGUAAACGUCAGCGGCCUAACGAUAGCCAUUAAACACUACUCCACGCAAGAAACGAACUCAGGAAGGCUGUUUGAGGAGGAACUUCUAAUAUAUGAAGAAAACCCUUCUUUCCCUAACGCGACUCCUGUUGUUUACACGGAGACCGAUGAUGUUUACCAGUCACAACAACACGAACUCUGGCUGAGGUUUUCAUCUGCUCCAAACAUCGGCACAAAAAGACAAGGGCCGAACGUCCUCGGCUUUGACAUACUGUACAGCGCUGUUAUCCCCGGAGACAGCUGCCCAUCUCGCGACAUCCCCGACACUCCCUUAAAUGCAUCCGUUGUUGGCAAUAGUACAGUGGGGUCGUUCAUCUCCUACAGCUGCAGCCCUGGUUUUAGACUUGACGGGGCUCGUGUGACUGUAUGUGUGUUGGGCGAGUCGGGCCAACCAACGUGGUCCGACCCCGCCCCUUUGUGUUUGGACACGUGUAAACUGCCAACUAUACCAAACGGGAACACGCAGUAUUUAGAUUUAAAAGUAAAUUCAACUUUAACAUUUUUCUGUGAUUCUCCAUACGUCGUUAAAGGAGGAGAUACGAUCAAAUGCAUUCUUGAUAACAGAGAAGUGCCAGCCUGGAACAGAUCUUCUAUACAAUGUGUAAUUCCUGAUUGUUCUAAGCGGAUGGUUCUAACACAAUUGAGUGGCGCUGUAGUGAACCCGGGUUACGCCACAAGUGUUAUCAACGCCGCCGUGAGCUGCAGUUGGCAGGUCGUUGUUGAGGUCGGUCGGAUCAUUCACCUUUCAUUUCUAUACUUCGACCUGCCCGCCGGUAGCACGCUAGAAGUGACAGACACAGGGCGCGAGAGGAGACUGAUUGUACGGUUAGUUGGUGGAGAGGCACCUCGAAAUGUCACCAGUCAAACAAAUGUAGUGGAGAUAGAGUACCAUGGUCCAGCGAGGAACUCCACCGCUCAUCAAGGCUUCUACAUACAGUAUCAGAUGGGCUCUCUCCCGAUCCUCUUAGAUGACGAGCACAGGCGCUCCAGAACCCCCAAUCUACCUCCGAUCACCACAACGCCGCCGGUGACGACCCAAAAGCCGGUGACGACGUACGUUGACGACGGCAGUGGGACAGUGAAGAUUGCCGUCGGGGUAGGUGUACCCGUGUUCAUCUGUCUGGUUGUCCUGUUGGGCUUGUAUCUCUGGUACAGGAAGAAAUAUCCCGUGAGGAUGAUUAUAGGCCGAGAGUUCGGCAAGUUCUACAAUCCCGAAUACGCUACAAAGACCACGUCCACUCUUACGCUUGUCAGAGACGAUGCUGAAGACUUCUUCCAGACUGCUUCGCGGCCUACGUCAAGCGUGAGUUUGGUGAUGGACAAAAAAUCCGGUCCUCAUUAUGAGAAUGUGGCCUUUACAAACGACCAUGAUGGGGUGACGUCCCGCGAACUGGAUGACUUGGAGCACCAGCCAGUGGACCAGGAUGCUGAAGACAGGGAGUUGAUGAAACGGAAGAGCUAUUUGUUCAGUCACAUGGAUAUAUUCGACGGGGUUGAGGAUAGCAGGAAGGAAGAGGAUUCUUCCAGCGACUCAGAUUCUGCGUCCCACAGCGAUAAAAGUCAGACGUCCAGAAGGACUCAGGAUGUUGUUGUUACCGUUGAACAAGAACAGGAACAGGAACAUGUUGCGGCUGAAAAGACAGAGUUUAAUACUUCUCAGUCAGAUGAUUCUAGUACAGGUGGUUCACGGUUAAAUAACAAUUUUCCACUCAGGAAACUGUCUCUGUCGGCUUUGAUGGAAAGAUCUAGAGACAGACGAGCAUUCACGAACGAGGAGCCGAAAUCUAGACGUCUUUCCUAUGAUGCUAGCAUGUCCGUAAGAGGUAGGUCACUAUCGGCGAAAACGCCAGGCGAGGUGACCUUGGAGGCAGAGAAGCUUACUGCUUUACUGAAUAUGUCGAAAGGUAGCUGUUGGAGUCGCUCACUUGCCGACGAUGAGGAGGAACACGCGUCUGAGGCAGCUGACAACACACCUGGCCAUACACGCGAAAAACUAAACAGAUUAAGCGACAAUGAGGAAAAUCAGGUUGAAAACCAGAAUCUAGGAGCUAUGGAUGGUGACAGUGUUGACAAUAUGGAGGAGAGGAAUGUUCUUCAGAUGUGAAAAUGUGUAUGUUUCUCCCGAAUCUACGGUGGUAACUACCGAAGAGGACAGACAUGAACGGACAAACACAGAUGGAGAGACUGAUGACGUAGUAAAUACUCAAAAUGGUGUGUAUGAACAUAUAAUAGUGAAAGAGGGGCGAUCUGGCGAUGGGGGGUUGCUAGUGGGAGACGCACCGGUGGGAGGUUCAGACACUGAAGAGCGUAUCACUGGACGUGAAGAUGAAUCGGGUGCAGAUUCUCCUGGAAAGGAGGAAACGGAUUCAAUGACAUCUGACACCAAGGAUGCACAGCAAUAUCCAAGUGUUUCUGAUUCCGAGAGGGAUUCUGUUGUGAAGGAUGAAAUAGAUUCAGUGACAUCUCAGCCGAAGAAUGAUUCUGAGAAGGAAUCUUUCAUGAAGGAUGAUGAAGACUUAGUUGAUCCAAAUGACACAGGUUAUUCUGUUGCGCCUCCAGGACAAGUCUCUGGCCUAACUGAAGGAAGCAGCCAAGGGACGUCCGACAUAAUGUCAGGGAAGGGCAUAGAUUCAUCAGACGAGGACGAUCAGUUAGGGGUGGAGGUUAAUGUGAAGACGGCAUCGGGGACAGAUCCAACUCCCUCGGAGUCUGUAUUGUUUCGGGAGUUUGACGGAGCAGAUGUAACAAAUGAAGGUGUCUCUCAUACUCAUCCGGAAUAUGUAAGCGACAGUUCUGAAUCUGAUAAACCUUUUCCUUCAUCCGCUGGUGUAGGUCAUGCCAACAAUGAGAAGGUCCAGCCAUGCGCAGAAAGUGUGACGUUAGUGUCAAGUUCAUUCCAUGCUGGGGAGGAAAGUGAUGUUGAUUAUAGACCAGCGUCCAGCAGUUUGAAAGAAGGUGAUUCAGAAGAUGGCAGUGUUAGCGAGUCCUCGGCUUCUAGUGAUGUUUCUGGGCGUUAUGAUUUUGGUAACCCCGUUCAGAAGUCAGACGAUGAAGAUGAUGGGGGUGGAGGGGGAGGGAGGAAGUGGGGAGUGAUAAGGACAUCACUCAUCAAACACACAGUCCUGAUCCACCAGAUGGUGUUGUAGUCUUCAAGCAACAGGAGGACGACGAGGAUCGGUCAAGUGUUGUGUCUGGUUUCGAACCAAAGAAAGAAGCUGGAAUAAAUCUGGAUACAAGUUCCAUAUCCUCCCUGGAUCCGUCCCUGUUAGAUACAUCAGUAGAGUUGUCCAGUUCAUCAACAGAGAGUCCUGUUCCCCAGAAGCGCAUCUCACAUCCCUCUACCUCAUCCGACCAGCCCAAGAAGCUGUCGGCGCCAGUGUUUACUAUCGGGGACGACGACGACGACUCCCACAGCGACACUUCAAGCGACUCCGAGGACGAGGACAAGCCCAGGGCCUCUAUCAGCAGCAUCAUCAACUCCAUCAACCCGAUGCCGGGCAUUGAGGAAGAGUCGGACAGCGAUGAGGGGCGGUCAAGAUCUUACAACAUCAGCGGUGUGGGUGAUGACGAGGGUGAGUCUGAAGAGGAGGAGGAUGGGCUGAAAUUCACGGACGAUGACCUGCUAGCUGAGCUGUCUGACGGCUCAAGUAAAGACGAAAGGAGUGAUAGUUCACACAAUGUCAAGGUCACGUCAGGCACGUUUGUUUUCGGGGACCCUGACGAUGAUAUUGAUGUGUAGGAGUGUAGUCAGUUAUGACACAUGCGUGCAGUGUCCUAUGAUUAGUAUUCUUCGUUUGUGGACAAGAGUGCAAGUUCGUUGGACGUCUGUGGAUAUCACUUGCAACAUGCCUUAAGGAUGAAGGGAACAACAUGGUACCAACUGGAUGAAAGUGCCUUAUUUAACACUGGUAUGUUUUAAUUUCAUGGGGGUGAAUGAACGUACCAUACUUGAGUGUGUUGUAGCUCCCAGUUCUGUAUGUGGAACGCAACAGACAUGAAUGAACGUACCAUAACGGAGUGUGUUAUAGCUCUGAAUCAUCUGUGUAAAACAACACGAAUGCAUAUAGCGGUAAGCACAGUCAGAAAUCAACUAGUCACACAAAUCAAAGUUCUAUAUUCCGAUCCUAGUAAACCUUGGAAGGAGACUGGAGAUUUGUAUAAUUAGUUCUGAUAAACAUACCUGGCCCAAGGUUUUACAGUCUACAAAGCAUCCGUCAAUGUUGUAUGUCCCAUGAAAAUAGUCUGUUUUGGCCCAACAACUGUCUGGCUCGUUUUGGAUAAACUGAAAAGGAUAAAUACGAUGUACUAAACAGUAGCACUGGAUAAAAUGUUAAUGUUUCAAAUGUUCACUGAAUAAUAAGUACCCACUAAAAUUCAUGCUUCUCUUUAAAUAUGAUCCCUUAGUUAUUUCCAUGAGUAUAUAACAUAAUAACGAACAUCUUAUUGAUCUACCGUAUUGCCUCGUGCCAAAUGUGUUAAUCUAAUGUGUGUUUCGUAUAAUCAGUACUUUUUCACUGACAAAAUAUUAGUAGCUAUUUUCACAUGUGAUAUAUUGCUUUAAAGGCGUUUCAGGUUGAGAUGGAAUCCUGUUAUCGAUAGUGUCAUGUAAAAGAUACGACACACAGUUGGAUAUUUACAAACGUGAUCAAUAUGUAGAACUGACACGCCCAGUGCUGUAUGUACAGUAUACCAGUCUAGUCUAGCUGUAUGUGAUUUAUAUGGAAGCUGUGUAUGAAGUAUUACCUAUGUUAUGAAUAAUUACAGAAUAACCAACUAGCCACGAUGAAUUGCCAUGAAUCUGAUCUGGGGAAUAUUAGCAAAUAUUGACUUGAAAAUUUGAAGUGAUAGGUUAUAUUACGUCAUUGUUGAAAACAAGACUAUGUGGUGUCACUUUUGUUGAUAACAUCCAAUAAUAUUGUUUUCAAUGUGAAAGCACAACCCACAAUGUUCAUGCAGUUUGGCCAUAGUUACUCUUUGAAUUUCACGCUACAAUGAACCUAACUAAAUGAAAGCUAACUGAUUGAUUAAAUCUUUACUGAACAGAAAGCUGACUGUGAAGUUGCUUUGUAAAGUUGACGUUUCCUGCUUUUCUUCAUUUUCUUUCUACGAUGACAAAGGCAGAUAUAUAGAAUAAUGUCAACUCGAGGGACAGAUAAUCCGUCAUUUCCCUGUAGCUCGUUGGUUAUUCUCCCAUGAAUCUUUGUGUGUAGAGUUACACAUGUUAGGGGAGGUCUGUCUCAAUAUAGAGUUGAAUCAGGUAUAUUAUAUUUUUAUAAGGCGACGACAAAGUAGUGAGGAAGUGUCCUAAAGGUAGUCAUUGAGUCAUUCCAAGCGCUGUUAAAUGUCAAAACGAGGCUUACAAUCAGGGUUAUAUGGCGUGGCGGGUUACCAAGUUUUGGUCUGGGAUGACAGAUUCAAUCAAGAAUUGAAGUAUGGAGGUCAUGUGUUGUUUUGAGCCUUUGGUAUCGUUCAAUUGCUUCCUUUAGUUCCCAAUCUGCCAAAAUACAUCCAGAUAUCUGUCAAAGCAUCGGAAAUUGGACAAAGAAAUGUCGGAAUUGAAUAUACCCAGCUCAGGAGUGGCCGAGUGGUGAAUGUGCCCCUGUACCCCUGUACAUUGCUUAUUGAAGCCCUAAUGCCGCUGGUGAGGGGCCCAGAGAGUCCAAAGUUUAUCCAUGUGUUGUCAGCAUCUUGUUGGUUUCAUCAAGUGGUAAACUUCUACUUUCACAUGCUGACAACUUAAAUAAUGUUCAAAGUUAUACCAAACUCUCUCGUAUAUUAUAAGUGUUCAAAGCGACCUUGAAGUAUACUCAUUCACUACUGUAUACGCUAAAAGCGGCGUAAAACCCAACCCACUCACUUAAUUAACAUCUAUUACUAAUGGAGCAUUGAACCUAAGCCGUUACCCACCUCACCAACUCCUGAACUCCUGGAGUAGCUUCUCAAGUUUCAUGAGCUGUGUAGGUGGGGAAAAAAUCAUAAUUCAUAUCGUGUGUGUCACAUGAUCCUUUCCUGUCGAGGGGCGGUGGGGUAGCCUCGUGGUUGAAACGUUUGCUCGUCACGUCGAAGACCUGGGUUCGAUUCCCUACAUGGGUACAAUGAGUGAAGCCCAUUUCUAGUGUACCCCGCCGGCGUAAAACCAUACUCACUCACCCCACUUUCCUAUCGAGCCUUCAUUGAUUGCGACAAGACUGCAAUGAAACAUUUUACGUACGCAUCACACACUUUGUCGUUUCCUGUAACUAGAUGUGUUUGUGUGUUGGUUGGUUAACGGCCCCUUCCAACAAUAUCACGGCAGACUAAAUUGGCUGCCAGCUAAACCACCGAGCCGCUGAUAGCUGCCUUCAACAAAAGUAAACAUGGUGAUCAUUCUUACGGAGAAUCUCCACCUACACAAAUGAGUCAAGAACAAGGUCUUUAUUAUCUGCCAAAAUCCCUGAUCACAAUGUAUUAUUGGUCGCAACAACUGUCUACACAAAUAUAUGAUGAGAAUUAUUUUCCUUAUUUGUUCAUGUAGAGAUAAAUGUAAAUUGGCCACAUGCUUGUACAUCUGAUCCUAACACUAUUCAGUCAUAUUUUACCACUUGUCCAAUAUGUUACUUCAAAAGAUGUUAUUUUUUACCCUCAGGAUUAUAUAUUAUACAAAUCGUGCAUAAUCGUACCCAACUGUGCCUUCACAAUCAUAUAGCUUUCGAGAUAUCCCACGUGUAAAACAUUAUUUGCAUGUUUGUUAGCGGCGUGUGUGUAUACACAUGUUUACUGUGCAGAUAUAUGUGAUAUACCGUUCGUCAUACACGUAUACAUAAGCAAUAGUUUUAAUAUCAACAUAUACACGUUGGUUGAAUAUUAUUGAAAUUUUGUUUAUCCUUACUUAACAGAAAAGACGAAAGGUUACGAAUAGGAAAUCAGGGGCCUACUUGUUCAACCGUCUAUCUUUGUAUAGGCCGCGUGUCACUUACUGACUUGUAUAUAUAAUUAGGUAUGUGUGUUUAUUAUGUUUUCUGUAUAUAUGUUUCAGUUGUUUUGAAAUAGAAACAGCUGAGAAUAUCUCUUCAUAAUAUUUUCAAAUAAUUGUUAUUUUACGAGUGCAUUAUAAUAGUGCUUAAUCAUACAUGUCAUUAAUUCGUAUAUUACGUAAAUUCACUUUUUGUCACACAGAGGAAGAUUGGUAAAGCGUUCGCUGUUCAAAUCAACCACCCGGGUUCGAUUCCCAGUACGACUGUAUUGGAUGAACUGUCACUGUCACGUGACUACCACACUCACUCACAUAGCCGCAUCCGUUUCUUUAGAACAUUUGUCACACAUAAUUAACAUUAUCACCGUCAAUUACCGUCCGUCUGGCAGAAUUUACCGUUUACCUGUGUGGCGUUUAUCACAGAAGAUUAACCAUAUCAUCCAAAGGACAUUUUGCUAGACUACUGUCUAAAAUCCACGUAUUUCAAAGUUAAGAACGAUCAUCUUUUUACAAGUACCUGCCUCGAUUGGCUGAAAAUUUGGUUCUUCGGCUAAAAUAUUCUCUCACUGAUACCUGUUAUGUUGAUAUUUAUGCAUUGUAUUCAUUAUUUAUUUCUAUUAGAGAUAUAACACGCUGAAUUAUUGAGGAGCUGUUGUUCUAGAGACACAGUAUUAGAACGGUAUGAGAACACUUUGCACCAUGUGUAUAUCAUUGUAAGUACAUUUGUACUUAGGUCAUCUCCAGCGACAAUCACCCAGCACACGAGACUAUUGUGAAACCUAAUAUCCAGUAUUUUAUUCUGCAUGACUUUCCCAAGAAUUAUUCGUAGUAGCAAUGUUUAUAGCCGCUUAGUCGGUUGUAAUGAAAAUGUAUUUCCCGUUCCUUUGUCAAAUUUAAAUACUCACAUAUUCAUGAACAAGUGCCAAAUGUAUUGACAGCAAUGUCUCAAGAUUCAGAGUCCCAAUAAACUCAUACCAUGAA